Messenger RNA from Colletotrichum godetiae, 290 nucleotides. RefSeq lists its product as uncharacterized. Bases 67 to 261 code for a protein of 64 amino acids. Lineage: Eukaryota; Fungi; Ascomycota; Sordariomycetes; Glomerellales; Glomerellaceae. The transcript has a single exon. The record is from RefSeq and is a predicted model, not a curated record.
ACGGAUCAUUAUCCCAAGUGGAUUUCAAUCCUCGCUUGAAGAUCUCGGCGCUGCACUGUAGCUAAAAUGCGAACGCAUGAUAAGACUUCUUCCAGUGGGAUACUGGGACUGAACGAGUUGGUGGCAUUCUCCAGUGCUAAAUCGGUUUUCGUGGACGGUGCAACAUUUCAAAAGACACUAUCCGUAUCCGUACGGAUACUCCCUGGGCUCAGCGGUUACGCUGAUCCGCCGCUCAGGCAAGAUCACAAGGACAGGCUUUAGGUGGAGAAGUGUAGGGAUCUGCAAAGUGU